Messenger RNA from Brienomyrus brachyistius, 3024 nucleotides. Its product is annotated as synembryn-A-like. Gene Ontology annotation, molecular function: guanyl-nucleotide exchange factor activity; G-protein alpha-subunit binding. The coding region runs from base 116 to 1816 and encodes 566 amino acids. Lineage: Eukaryota; Metazoa; Chordata; Actinopteri; Osteoglossiformes; Mormyridae. Gene Ontology annotation, cellular component: cytoplasm; plasma membrane. The transcript is spliced from 10 exons. The record is from RefSeq and is a predicted model, not a curated record. Gene Ontology annotation, biological process: G protein-coupled receptor signaling pathway.
GCGUCAGCUUCCGGGUGUGCAAACGGAGUGUCAAAACGGCACUUACAGUUAUAUUGUAUGGUUUAGUUUUUUCUUGGCAUUCUAAUUGGCAAUAGAGCGAUCUUGCGUUAGAAUAAUGGAUCUAUAUAUCAUUAUAGAAAAGAUGGAGACUGGCGAUCAAGAUGCCGCUUUGAUGGCACUGCAGUCAUUUAAUAAAGAGAAAGGCCAGUGUUUCACCUUUAACAUGAAGGAGCAAGAGGAGAGGGAGGACAGCCCGGGAGGCAGUGUCGUUUUGGUGCAAAGCCUUCGCUUGUCCCUUCAGCGGCUGGGCGAGCUGGCGAUGGGAUUCCUGAACAGAGAGCUGCAGCCAUCUUGCCAGCUAGCCUGCCUGGAGACCAUCCGCAUCCUGUCACGGGAUAAGGGCAGCCUUGGCCCUUUCUGUACACGGAAGGCCGUGUGGACGCUGAGCCGGUACGCGGGGCUGGCAUGCGAUGCCGAUGGCACCGCGCCGGAGACGCCUGAUCCGGAUGUUAAUGUGGAGGCCCUCAAGUGCCUGUGCAACGUGGUGUUCACCAGCGAGGAGGCCCGGGAGGCGGCUGCGCACCUCCGGCUGGUGGCCGGCCUGGCCGAUCGGCUCAAGCAGUGCCGCGGGCGGGAGUGGAGCCCCACGGUGCGCUUCUUUGACUUACGCCUCACCUUCCUGCUCACCGCGCUGUGCGUGGACGUCCGCGCCCAGCUCGCCCACGAGCUGCGGGGCGUCAGCCUCCUCUCCAGCGUGCUGGACGCCACCCUGGGCCUGCGCUGGCUGGGCGCCUUCGAGGUGGUUCGGCCUGAUGGUGGUGCGGGUGCUGCUGGCCUAUCUCCCCUUAGCCGCGAGGAGACGGAGUGUGCCAUGGAGAUCCUCAAAAUCCUCUUCAACAUCACGCUUGGCACCAGUCGCCGUAAGGUGGAUGAGGAGGAUGCGGCAGUGUAUAGGCACUUGGCGGCCGUCCUGAGGCCAUGUUUGAUGAGCGUGGCUCAUGGAGAAGACCGUACAGAGGAGUUCCACAGCCAUACGGUGAAUCUGCUGGGGAACCUGCCUCUGAUGUGCCUGGACGUGCUGCUCCUUCCCAAGGUGCAGCAGGGAUCAAUCGAGUACCUGGGCGUCAACAUGGACUCGGUGAACAUGCUACUGCAGUUCAUGGAGAGGAGGUUGGACAAGGGGACCAAGGUAAAGGAGACUCUGUUGCCCUGCCUGAACCUGCUGACGGAGAGCGCCCGCGUGCACAGGGAGACCAGGAAGUUCCUGCGGACCAGGAUCCUGCCCCCUCUGCGUGAUGUGAAGAACCGGCCCGAGGUGGGGAACACCUUGCGGAACAAGCUGGUGCGCCUGAUGACCCACAUCGACACGGAUGUGAAGCAUUGCUCCGCGGAGCUCCUUUUCGUGCUCUGCAAGGAGAGUGUGUCCCGGUUCAUCAAGUACACGGGGUAUGGGAACGCGGCCGGCCUGCUGGCUGCACGCGGCCUGAUGCAGGGAGCCAGGGACCCGGGCCACUACUCCGAGGACGAGGACAGUGACACGGAGGAGUACAGGGAGGCCAAACCUCAUAUUAACCCAGUAACGGGACGUGUGGAAGACAACCAGCCCAACCCCAUGGAUGGAAUGACAGAGGAGCAGAAGGAAUUUGAGGCCAUGAAACUGGUUAACAUGUUCGAUAAGUUGUCCAGGGACCAUGUGAUCCAGCCAAUGAAAAUAGGACCAGAUGGGAAAAUGACAUCACUGGCGACCAAUGAUUUACAGAGAAUGACAGAAGAGGGAGAGCAGCAGAAUUCGGAGAGUGAAGAGGAGAAUGCUUAGGAAAGAAGGGUUCAUGUAAAUAUACCAUUGAGGUUUAUAAGCACAGUAGUGAGAGACAUUACCUUGUGAUUUUAUCAAUGUGUAUAACCAGGAAUUGACAUAACUGGUACGCAAGUACACAUUCACCUUUAAAAGUGGUUUGUGCGGUAAUCGAUUGUUGUGACAGCGUGAAUGCGUAUACAUUUUUGUGCUUCGCGCCGAUAUGACAAGAAAUUAUUGUGCAUUUUAACCUUUAUAUGCCAAUUCGUACUUCAUUUGCGGUAUAGAGAUUAAAAUGCACAGUAAUUUCUUGUCAUAUCGGCACAAAUGCACAUAAAAUACGUACCUAUUUGUGCUGCUGCAUUAAUCAAUUGCCGCACGUAUGGCUUUUAAAGGUGAAUGUGUACCAGUUUUGUUAAUCCCCAUGUAUAACAAUGGUGUAAACCAGAUUUUUAAAGAGGGGAAUGUCAUGCAACUUUAUCCCUCUGUUUUUUGUAUUAAAAAUAUUUGUGGUACUGGCAGCUUGUCCAGGGUGUAGCCCAGCCUCGUGUUCCAUACUGCUAGGAACUGGCUCCUCGUGAGCUUAACCAGGAUAAAAGGUUAAAAGAUGGAUGGGUGGAUGAAUGGAUGGAUAGAUGGAUAUUUGUACUAGACUAGUGGUCUCUGCAGAAAAAAUAUAUGCAAUAUCCUGAAUAUUGUCUCUUGUUCUUUGACAAUUGUAACAGUGGUUUAUCUUGUCCAUUAUUGAAUCUUUCUUGGCUAAGUCACUGCACAAUAUUCUGCCAUCGCAUAUUUCUCAGCACUGGUAAAUGUUAACUAACUUUAGAUACUUUCUGAUUUGUCCCACUGGGUGUUGUAGUAGUUAAUUUGAAUCAAGCAAUUUGUUGAGGAGGCCACUGUAACUUAAACUGAAUUUUGUAUGUUAAAAGUAAAUUAUAGAUUACUCUUAUAUAGUGAGACCGUAUGAUUUCUUGAGGGUCUGUUUUUAAUCUUUAUCUUUUUGUGAUUGAUCUCUUAAAGGAUUUAGAAGCUAUGUUAAAUGUUUAAUGUCCUGCAGGACACAGCUGUUGUGCCCUAAGGCUAAAAUGAACACUGGUAAUUAGUUCAGACUGAUAUACGAAUUUUGUUUUUAUUUGCAAACAUGCAAAUGACACUUGAAGGGAAAACCUGAUAAAGUAAAUAAUGUCUUUAUAUUUUAUAAUGGAUGUUAUAAAAAAAAGAUAAUGAAA